AUGCCGGCCACAGGAAUUAACACGACGGGAAUCACCAUGGACGACGAUGAUUGGCUGGACGAUCCCGGCGGCGAUCCCGAAAAGCGCAAGCAGCAGCAGCAGGAGCGGAGAGGACCUGGAAAAGGUGGCCGUUGGUUUCCGUCGGCUGAGGAGGAGGAUGCGGAGGAGGUAGGCGGCGCGGAUGGUGGUAUCGGCGCGGGAAGCAAACCGAGUCGCCUUUCCGCUGACGCUAACGUUGACGUUCUCGCGGUCGCGGAUUGGGGCCGCGCGCCGCCCUCGAGAUUGCCGUGGGGCGACUACGGCGAUGACGUGGACCCGUCGCGCGAGUCGUCGUCGGUGCUGAGGGCGGAGCGCGGGAAGGAGACGGGGGGACGGGACGCGCGUGACAGUAACGAGCGGCCGUCGCCGCCGUCUCCGACGGCUUCAGGUGAGGCUGAUGUGAAGUGGGAGGGGGGAGCAACAAAGAACGAGGCGCUGUAUUUUCGGCUCUCUCUCCCAUUCCCGUCUUCCCUGCCAACUCUUCUCCCCCCUUCCCCCGCGCUCUUCCCGCGCGCUCUCUUCCCCCGCGCUCUUCCCUUGCGCUCUUUCCGCUCGCGCCCUUCCCCCGUGCCCGUGCGCCCUCCGCUUUAUGCAGGCUCCGAUGCUAGCACAGGCACCGGCCGCUCGCGCCAGAAGGGUGCGGCGGGCGCAGCAGCCGCGGCGGCAGCAGCGUGGCGCAAGCGGAGCGGGCGCAGCUCGCGCAGCAGAAGCAGGGGGAACGCGGAGGGGUGGGGGGAGGGGAACGCGGGAUGGAAGAGAGGGGAAGAGGGGGACGAUGAGGAUACGGUGGGGGAGGGUAGGGGGGCGCAGAGACGAGGGGGGGGCAGUAGGUAUGGGAGAGGCGGUGCUGGGGUAGGUAGUACUGGUGACGGUGCUGCUGCUGAUGGUAGUGUUGGUUGGGGUGGGGGAGGGAGCAGUGGGGACGAGGAAGGGGAGGAGGGGGUGACAGGGGCUGGUGUGAGGUUGGGGGGGAGAAGGGGGAGGAGGAGGGGGGGGAGUAGGGGGAGCGGGGGGAGUGAUGCGCGGUGGUGGCGGAAUAUGUCUAGAGAUGGGGACAGGGGGAAGGAGAAGGCAGGCAGGCAGAACGGCGCAAUGAGCAAGCGUAGCAGCGGUGCUGCUGCCAGUGGGGGCGGUAGUGGUGCUGGCAGCAGGAGCGAGCAUGCAAGAAGCGGCGGUGACACUGAUGCUGAUGCAGGCUCUGAUGCCACCGCAGCAGCAGCGGCAGACUUUCCCCCAAGCGGCGGCAGCAACAAGAGCACAGAGAGCCGUCAGCAGCAGCAGCAGCAGCGAAACUCGUUUGCGCUUGGGUUGGACCAUAGCCGCUUCCUGAGCCGUGUGUAUGGCAGUGAGAGCAGCCGAGGUGAUGCAGGGCCGGGGGGAAGCUACAACUGGCGCACAGAGGAUGCGGGGCAUGGGGGAACCGGUGGGGGGGGUGGAGAGAGUGGGGAAAAUGGAGCGGUGGCGGGGAGUGAAAAGCGGUUCUGGUGGGAGACGGGUGCGGUUGGGAGAAAGGAUGAGGGAGAGGGAGAGGUGUUUGGAGCGAGAGUGGGAGAUUUGGGUGUGGGUUUGGGAGGGGCGUUUGGAGGAGGGAGAGGUGCGCAUGCGCAGAUUGGGGCAGGGGUGGUUGGGGAGAGUUUGCAUGAUGACAAGCGCUAUGACUAUGACAAUCACACGCCUCCUGCUGCUGCCAGCUCUGCGGUUCUGACUGCUGCCAUAACCAUGCUCAACAAGCCCCUGUCCCCUGUCAAGCCCCCCGGCACCCCUUCCUCCCGCUCCCCCCGCAUCGCCUCCCUCCGCUCCCCCCGUUCCCCCGCCUCCUUGUCCGCGCGCCCUUCCCCCCCUCUCUCCCCGCUCUCCCCCCGCGCCCCCCUCCCCGCACCUGACACCUCCCCUGAACACGCUGCUUCGUUCCCGCUUGACCUACCUUCGUCCGCUGUUCCCCUGCCCGCCCUGCCCGCCCUGCCCGCCCUGCCUGUUCUGCCGGCGCUAUCAACAAGAGAACCUACCCUAUCUCGAUCAUCUCCCUCUGACUCCCAUGCUGCUUCUCCUCCUCCCCCAUCCGCGCUUCACCCUGCUUCCUCCUCUCCCUCCGCGCUCCCUCUCGACUCCCACCACCCCGAACCGUUCUCCACACCUCUGUACCUGGAAGAGCCAUCAUCCCUGGCGCUACCUGCUGCUGCUGCUUCGGCAUACCUUCAACCGCCCUAUACCUCCUUGCAGCCCACCUAUACCUCUCGUUAUGCUGCUCAAUACGGGGCAGGGGCAGGAGCAGGGGUAGGGGUAGGGGCAGGGGCAGCAGGGGCGGGAAGGGGUGGGAGGGCUAGAGUGGGGGUGGCAGCAGCGGCCCUAGCAGCUAUGGCGGGAGGGGGUAAGGGCAGGAAGGCUUGGUCUCGUACCACUGCUGCUGCUGCUCCUGCUGCUGCUGCUGCUGCUGCUGCUCCUGCUGCUGCUGCUGCUGCUGCUGCUCCUGCUGCUGCUGCUGCUGCUGCUGCUACCCCUGCUGCUGAUCUUGAUGCUGCUGCUGCUGUGGGUGAAGUGGAGGGUGGGGCGGAGAAAGGGGCAGCGGGACGGGAGGAGGGAAGGAGGGAGGAGGAGGGGCAAGGGAAGGCGAGAGUGGGAACACGGAGGAACCAGGAGGAGGAGCGGCAAAGGCUCAAGGCGCUGAUUCGCAGCAGUGAGGAGGGGGACGAGGGGGACGUGGGGGACGUGGGGGACAGUACGGGGAGCGUGGGGGGAACAGGAGUGGUGGGCCGGGCUUUUGAAAAUGAGGCGCAUGGGGUUGGCGCGAAUGGGGAUGAAGCUGAUGGGAUGAGGAGCAGCAGUGGGGGCUCAUUCGGGUGGGGCAUGCGGCUGUUGCAGCAGUCUGGUUCCGGGUGUAAAGAGGUGGAAAUUUUAGAGGGAGAUGGGGAGAGUGGCGAGGGGAGAGGAGGGGAGGAGACGGAGGGGCGUGAUGAGAGUGUGGCGCGAGGGGGGGUGGUGGGCGUGACAGGGGCAGUGGCAGCAGCACACGAGCAGGAAGCAGAGAGGGACGAGGGGGGGAGAGGGGAGCGAGGAUGGGGGAGUGAAGCGGAGGGGAAGGGAGGGGAGAAGGAGAGAGAGGAAGCAGGAGCUCCGAGUUUUGAACCGUCUCGAAUUAAGAAGGAAAGGAUGGAAGCAGGGGGAGGACGAGGUCCGGAUUACUCCCGGUUCUGGAAUCAGAGCAGGGCUAGAGCGGAGCAAGGGGAUGAAGAGGAGGAGGAGGAAGAGGAAGAGGCGGAGGAGCCUCAUUGGGAGGUGUUGAGGGACAUUCAUGAUGAAAUGGCUGCUGAGUGGCUGCGCCGUGGACUGCUGAAACGAGCACUUGGUGAGUCGCAGGGUGUGCAGGAUGCCGAAGAGGAGACAGAGGAAGAAGAGGGGGGUGAGGAGAGGCGGGAGGCAGGGGAGGAGGAGAAAGGUGUUGAGGAGAAGGGAGUGGGGGAGGAGGGGCGGGAGGAGGAUGAAGGGGAGGUGGUGGUGGUGAAGGAGGUGGUGAUGGUGGAGGAAGAGGAGAAAGGAUCAGGUGAUGCGUCAUCCCACCCUCAUCAUUCUCUCCACUCUCACCAGUCUCGCCAGCUUGACAAGCCGUUUGGCUCCGGCAAGGGCUUUUUCCUGCCCUCGGAAAAGAGAGGAUGGCUGAUGGGAGGGAGCGUGAAGGAGGGCGAGGAGACGGGGGAGAAGGAUGAUGUGGAGUCUGGCGAUGGGGAUAGGGAUGCUGGUGUGGAUAGAGAUGAGGGUGGGGAUGGGGAUAUGGCUAGGGAUGGCCGUUUUGAGAAGGAUGACGGAGGGAAGACGGAGGAUGAGAGCACGGAAGGCUCAGAAUCCAAGUCAGGCGAACGAGCUAAGGAAGCAGCAGCAGCAGCAGCAGCAGCAGCAGCAGCAGCAGCAGCAGCAGCAGCAGCAGCAGAAGGAGUGGUACCACCACCGGCUGCUGAAGCUGGAUUUUCCUCACCUGACCCAUCCACAGGCGCACAUGCCCCGUGCACCCCUCACAUACAGGACAAACGCAUCUUCUCCUCCCCCUCCACCGCCUCUCCGUCCCCAAUCCCCUCUUCCACCGCCUCCCCUUCCCCUCUCUCCUCAUUCACCCCCUCCCUCUCCACACCCUCUCCCCCCACUGUCCCAUCCUCCUCCUCCUCCUCCGCUUCCUCCUCGUCAGCAUCAUCAAUGGCGCCCCACACGCCUCCUCUCCCCCCGCCGCCUGGCCGUGCGCUCGUCUUCUCCCCCGCCUCGCCCUUGGAGGAGCAGCCUGAGUCGACUCAAAAGUCAAAUGCGCCUCCUCUGCUCCCUCCGCUUGGCCGUGUUCUCGCCUUCUCCCCCGCCUCGCCCUUGGACGAGCACCCUGAGGGCGCUAUUUCGGAGGCGCCUCAGAGAUCGCCUCUUUUGCCGCCUCCCCCUGGCCGUGUGCUUGCCUUCUCCCCCGUCACACCCUUGGGCGAGCGGGCUGAAGAAGACCAUACUAUAAAGGCGCCUCUAGAAUCGCCUCCUCUUCCUCCUCCCCCUGGCCGUGCGCUCGUCUUUUCCCCCGCCUCGUCCUUGGACGAGCGGUGUGAGGGUGAGAGCGUGUGCGCCACAGCAACCACUGGUGCUACCCAGCAACCACUCGCCAGUGCUACUCGUGGCGGGCAGAAACUCGAAUGGCGUGCAGGGGAAGGAGGAGUUACCACGAGGGUAGCUGCGGACACACGAGCAGAUGCAAGGGCAGAGGAGAGAGCAGAGGAGAGGGCAGCGGAGGGAGAAGGGGAGAGAGAGGAGACACGAGCAGGGGAAGCAGGAACCAUGAGGAACACAGCAGCAGUGACCUCACUCCCGGAGCGGCUGUCACCUGCGCACCAUCACUACCAGCACCCAACCUCGCCCUCCCAACAAGCGGCAUCUAUAGACCUGCCCUCCCCAUCCCAACAAGCUGCUUCAGUGGAGCUAACCUCCCCCUCCCAACACGCAGCAUCUCUAGACCUGCCCUCACCGUCCCAGCAGGGAGUGUCAGUGGAACUACCCUCGCCGUCCCAGCAAGGCACAUCAGUGGAGGUAUCCCCAGUGGGGUCCCAGGGAGGGCGGAUGAAGCCGUGGCGCAGCAGAAGCAUUGGCGCCCGGGCAGGCAUUCCCAGCCCCAGAGCAAGCAUUCCCAGUCCCAGGUCUCGUGAAGCGGGGACAGCAGGAGGGGCAGGAGGAGCAGGAGGGGCAGGCGGGGCAGGGGGAGGGGCUGGUGGGUCUCUGGUUAGUCCCAGCCGAACAGCUCCACCGGUCAACCCGCGGCGCUGGCUCGACUGCCUCAAGUCGCACCCACUGAUCGGGCCCAAGAUCACGGCACGAGACGAGGGGCCGCUGCAGUUCAUUCAGGACAUUCGCAUUCUCGACUGCCCCAACAGCGCCAAGGGAGCACGAGUGGAGUUUCUAUUCCGCGCCAACCCCUUCUUUGGCAACAUCAGGCUGACCAAGUCGUACAUAGUGAAGGACAGGAUUCGCUACGGUGACCCACUCUUCUCCAGCAUCCAAGGCUCCACCAUUCAUUGGCUUCCAGGAAAAGACGUCACCAAGAGACCUCCCCUCCCCUCCUCUCGCUCCAUCUCCUCCUCCUCCUCCCCUUCUCUCUCCUCCUCGACCACCACCACUGCCACCGCCACCGCUCCAUCCACUGCCGCUUCUACCACUCCUGCUGCGACAGAACCUGCUGCUGCUGCCGCCCCUGCUAGUUCUGGCGGAUGGUUUGGUUGGUUCAAACCGGUAGCAGCAACGGCUGCAGCAGCAAACGCCACUGAUUCUACUGCCACUGGUGCUGCUGCUGUUGCAGACGCAAGUGGGAUAGGAGGAGGUAUCGGCAACGAGGGAGAGGGGAGAGGUGAAGGAAGAGGGGCAGUGCUCGGGCAGCAGCAGCAGCAGCAAGUGGAGGAGGAGGAGAGUUUCUUUUUCUUCUUCCGCUCGCGCCCCGCACUCACAGAGGAGGAGUCGUCAGAAGAGACUGUGGAGCUGAAGCUAUUGGAAGAUGUGGUGACACAGGCAGCGGAGAGAGACAUCGAGGCUCCGGAGAGAAUAGUGACCAACCUGCUGGCAUGGUACUCGCACCUGGGGGAGGGCGCAGGGGACGACGAAAGCAGCAGCUGCGGCAGCAGCAGCAGUGGGACAGAAACCACAGAGGGGGAAUCUCUGGAAGCAGAGAGAGAGGGGAGUGGGAGGAGUAAGGGGAGUGGGAGGAGUGAGGGGACUGAGGAGGGUGAUGGUGGGUGCACUGGUACUAGUAGGUUGAUGGUAGCGGGUGUAGGGGCGGAGAUGAUUAAGGGUGAUGGGAGGAGUGGGGCCCGACUGGUGUGGCGGGAUGGGGUGAGAGUAGAGGAGAGAGGGGACGGGGAGGAGGAGGAAGAGGAGGAGGAGGAGGAAGGGAAGGCGAAGGAUGUGGGAUGGAAGCAGAUAGCUAGGUACACGACCAAUGGGGAUGGUUUAGCAACGGUGGGUAACGAUUCGGUAGGAAAAGGGAAGGCGGAAGACGAAAAUGACAGGGAAGAGGAAGGAAAGGAGGAAGGCGAGCAACUAAAAGGCCAUGAAGUCACAAGCGAGCCAAACUCCCCUCGUAUCAUACCCCUCUCCUUCCCUCCCUCUUUGGCCUCCCCCGAUCGCUCCCCCCAUUCCUCUUCCAGCCCCAUCCCGCCUCAACUCUCCACCCAUCGCCUGCCCGCGCUCCUUGCUCCCCCCCAUCCCCUUCCGCCGCUUUCCCCCUGCGCCACCACCCCUCCCCCUCCCCCCUGCCCAGCGCAACCCUGGUCUGAGCAGGGGCUGUGGCAGCUGGGGCUGAGACCCGGCCCAGAUGCGGCUAGGUUGAGAGAGGUGCGCUUGGAUAGCCUCAGUGCUGCUUUGAAGGGGCAAAAGUGGAGGCUGGGAGGGAGGGGGGCGGGCGAAGGGAAGGGGAAGUGGGGAGGAGGGAGUGAUGGGAGUGGGAGUGAUGGGGAGGAGGGUGGGGAGGAGGGAGAGGAGGAGGAGGAGGAGGAGGAGGAGGAGGAGGAGGAGGAGGAGGAGGAGGAGGAGGAGGAGGAGGAGGAGGAGGAGGAGGAGGAGGAGGAGGAGGAGGAGGAGGAGGAGGAGGAGGAAGACGAAGUGGAGAGGUUGGGAGAGAUGCUGAUGAAACUGGAACAAGAGAGAGGGGCGGGGGUUGGGAAGGAGGAGGCGGAGAGGGGUGUGGAGGGAGGAAGGCAAGGUGAGGAGACAAGGGGAGGCGAGGAGGAGGAGAGGGAGGAAGACAUUGGGAGUGAGUCUGAUGAUGGUAUGAUGCCAGGGAUGGUGGAUGGGAGGGAGGAGGAGGAGGAUGGCGAGGAAGGAACAGGGAGUAGAGCGAAGCCAAGCAGCAGCAGCUGCAAGAGCGGCAGCGACUUCAACGCAAGAAUAGAAGCUGGAGAUGAGUUUUACAGAUGUGGAGGGGAAGUUGCAGGGAGGGAGGCAAAUGCAAGCACCGCUUUGACCGCCCCACCCAAGGGGACCUCUGCGCCAUCUGGAAGACCAUCCGACACAUCACUUGACACCUUCUCCCACACAUCACCUGAGACAUCACCUGACGGCACACCUGACAGGACCCCUGAAAGCACACCUGAAGGCCACCUGGGGAGCCACGGCAGCUGGAGCCUGCGAAUGGGGAGUGAGAGUGAAGAGGCAGAGAUGCCGGGGAUGGGUGGGGCAGAGGAAGAAGAAGAGGACGACUUUGAUGUGCCUCUAGAAGCGUUGCAGAGCCUCCGCCCUGCUGAGCCACACCCUCUCCUCCUCCUGCCGCUCAGACUCACCCCCCACACUCCCACCGCGGCUGCUGCCGCUGCCGCUGCGGCUGCGGCGACUGCAGAAGCAGCGGAGGCAGCGGCGGCGGAAGUGGCGGCGGUGACAGCAGCGGCGGGGAUGCAUUCUGGCUGGCCUGCUGCAGGUCGAAACGCGUGGGGUGAGUGCGAGUGGUGGAUGCUGCCUUACCGUCGCACAGGGGGGGCGACAGAGACAGAGGAGGGAGAGCAGGGAGAGGAGAACGCGGAGGAGGAGGAAGAUGAGGAUGAAGAGGAGGAGGAGGAGCCUCCAGUGCUGUUAGCUCUCAAGUGGAGGGCAGCUGAGAGAUCCUCCUCUAGCGAGGUGCACCUGCACGGCACGUUUGAGGCUUCUCAGAAGGACUAUCUGCAGAAUCGUUUUUCCAAGGGAGAUAGAGAAUGGCAUGAGGAGGAGGACGAUGGCAGCAGCACGGGCGGACCACCCUUCCAGUCGCACCACCACCACGCCGCCACCUCCCACUCGCCCACACUCCCCCCCCAGACGCACCUCACAGACCUCCCAGAUCCCCUCCUCGCUCUCAUCCUCGCCCGCAUCUCCCACCCUAGCGACAUCUCCGCGUGCCUCCUGACCAACCGCCGCCUGUCCCGCCUCACCCGCUCCUCCCUCUCCCUCCUCGCGCUCCCCCCCGGGGCCCGCAUUAAUAAGAGCGAUCUGCUGCCGUGUUUGGCUGACCCGGGGAGGUAUCCGGGGUUGGUGGGUGUGAUGCUGGGGAGGGAUGCGGUGGAGGAGGAGGGCGAUGAUGUUGUGUUGGCGCUGGCGGCGUGUGGAGAGAGGCUGGUGAAACUGGCCCUGGAUGGCCAGCCCAAUGGCAUGGAGGAGGGGGAUGAUGUGGUGUUGGCGCUGGCGGCGUGUGGGGAGAGGUUGGUGAAACUGGCCCUGGAUGGCCAGCCCAAUGGCAUGGUGAGUGCUGGGGGGGGCUGGGUGCUGGAGGAAUGUGUUUGGGGGGGGGGGAAUGGGUGGUGGGGAUGGGUGGUGGGGAUGGGUGGUGGGGAUGGGUGGUGGGGAUGUGUGGUGGGGAUGUGUGGAUCGCUCCAAGUGCCGUUCGCUCUCCAGUCUCGACUCUCUCUUCCUCUCCUGCACCAAUCUGCAAGCCCUUUCUCUCUGCACCGGUCGCUACACCCGCACGCUCCCUCCCACUCUCUCCUGCCUCUCCGCUCUCUCCUCUCUCACUAUCAACAACAGCGCAUGCAAACUAGGUCUCAUCUCCCUCCCUCGCUCUCUAGGAGCUUUGAUUAA
Molecule: messenger RNA, 9081 nt
Organism: Closterium sp. Naga37s-1
Lineage: Eukaryota; Viridiplantae; Streptophyta; Zygnematophyceae; Desmidiales; Closteriaceae
Source: the annotation of a GenBank genome assembly